Molecule: messenger RNA, 6035 nt
Organism: Anguilla anguilla (European eel)
Lineage: Eukaryota; Metazoa; Chordata; Actinopteri; Anguilliformes; Anguillidae
Gene: akna
Product: AT-hook transcription factor
Exons: 23
Coding region: 450-5030 (1526 amino acids)
Biological process (GO): epithelial to mesenchymal transition; neuroblast delamination; neuroblast division in subventricular zone
Cellular component (GO): centrosome
Source: RefSeq, a predicted model, not a curated record
GUUAGUUUAUGCGCCGUUCUCAAGGCAACCCCAAGCUUGCUACUUCGAAGCCUGCAACCUCGGCGUCUCUCUCAAGCUAUCCCCUUCUACCAUGAAACUAUUUCUUGAGAAACAAACGUGUGAGGACUUCAGAACGCGCUGCUGACCAGUCCACUGCAGGGGAGUGAAUCGCUUGGCUGGUCUUUCACCUUGGCCAUCACGUCUGUGAGCUCGAUGAGUCAGUUACUGGCAGGAGCAUUGUGAUUGGCUUUUAAUAAUCGCAUCUUCAUGUGAGGCCAAAUACAAUAACUCAAGUCCCCUCCCCGUAGUGAGUCGAAGCCACGCUUUGUGAACAGCCCUCCCUCCAUCAUGGCUCUGGAGGUGGUCAACAGAGCUUUAAUGGUGAACAGGACCUAGGGUCAAAGGUCAAAGGGCAAGGCAAGGGCGGAGCUGGCCGUGUGAAAGAGAGCAUGGAGAGGAGGAGAGCGGGUGGAGCUGGGGCGCGGGGUCGGCGGCAGGCCCCUGAAUCGGGACCCCCCUCCUCUUCCUGCGACUCACCCUGGGAGGGGGGGCGGGAGAGCCCGGUGGCGGGCGGGGACUUCUUCGGCCAGAUGGACGAGAACGGGAUCAUCGGGCUGGGGGAGGCCUCGGCUGGGGAGGAGCCGGAGGAGGGGUCGGAGGGGGGCGCGGACCUGACCUGGGACCCCGGAGACCCGGACCCCGAAGACGGGCCCCCAGACCUCGAAGACGGGCCCCCGGACGAGGACCCCCUGGAGGAUCAGAGCUGCGGCCUGAGUGAGCUGGAGGACUCGGAGCCCCUGUCCCGGUCGCCUGGCCUUUCGCUCUAUGAGGAGGACGAAGGGCGUGUGGAGUUGGAAGACUGGGCAACGGAAGGGAACGAAGAGGAGGACGGUGACGGCGAGGAAGGUGCAGCGAGCUGGGCGAUCCGCAAUCGGCAGGCUGAGAAGCUUCCGGAAAGAGACAGGCAGCUGGACAUGACGGAUGAAGAGCGAGAGGGAGAGGACACGGCCACCAGGGGGCGCUGUGAGCCACUCUUCCUCAUCGCCACGGGAACGAAAGACAUGACGGAUGAAGAGCGAGAGGGAGAGGACACGGACACCAGGGGGCGCUGUGAGCCGCUCUUCCUCAUCGCCACGGGAACGAGAGACACACGGCGAGGCCGGGACGCCGUAUCCAGGGGCAGUUUCCAUGGUAGCGACCUCGCGGGGGAGAUUUCGGCAGGUCCGUUCUCAGGGGUCAGUUCCCCUCGUGAGGGAGAGGACGAUGGGAGGGGACUGUCAAAGGAGGGCUUCCCUAACCAGGACCUGUCCCCAAAUCCGUACCGACCCAGAGGGGCCGCGGCGUCCCCGCUGUCCCGCGCCGGGGCCCUGCACCCCUCCAGGGGGCAGCCGGACUCUGAGGCGGGGAUCGAGGGCGAGACUCCGCCCGAAUCCGGCUUCGCCGAGGGCCACCCGGAGUCCCGACGCAGCCGGCUCGGCCGAGCCCCGCCCACCGCCCGCCCGCCCUCCGAGCCCAAGGCAGAGGAGCCGCUCUUCCUCCCUCCGGCCCCAGUGGGCAGGGUGGAGGAGGAGGAGGAGGAGGGAGGUGGAGAAGGAGGUGUAGAGGAGAAGCAGGAGUGCGACCCGCGGCCUCUCCCUCUCCCCCGCAAGCCUCCGUCUCCGGCACCCUGCAGAAAAAAGAGUCCCAGCAUGCAUCUCUCCGGCCACAAAGCCCGGGCCCAGCUCCCCGAGCCCUCCCCUCGUUACAGCCCAGAACCAGGGGUGCGCAGGAGCCCCAAAGCCCCCAGAGCGAGCCCCCCCAAAUCCUCCACGGGAUGCAGGGACUCUGACCACGACAGGAAAGGGCAGCUGAAUUACCCCCUACCCGAUUUCUCCAAGGUGGGGCCUCGGGUUCGCGUCCCAAGGGGAGAGGGGUACAGGCCCCCCAAAAGCAAGGGUCCCACGCUUGGGGGGGCGUCCCGCGUGACCGCGCCCCUGCUGGUGUUUAAAUCUCCCGCCGACAUUGUGCGGGAGGUUCUGAUGAGUAGCGGGGACUCCCUGGCUCCUCGCUCCCCCCCCUCGCCCCCCCCGGCCCCCCUGGUCCCCGCGCUCUCUGCCAGGCCCCAGAGGCCCAUCGACAUCGCCGUGCCCCAGGAGUUUCGCUCCCCAGAACAGGCCAGCUCGCUGGUGCACCAGCUGCAGGAGGACUACAACACGCUGCUGACCAAAUACGCGGAGGCUGAGAACACUAUUGACCGUCUACGCCUGGAAGCCAAGGUGGGCCUGUACUCUGACCCUCCGAAGCCCAGCCAUUCUGUCCAAUCGGGCGCCAUCCAGAAGAGUUCAAAGGUCAUGACCCUGACCUUUCCCCAGGCCCAGAGGGCCCAGUUCGGCGCGGAUGCUGCCGGACCAGACCCAGCGGAGCAGUCUGGGACGUCCCGCGGGGAGUCCUCCUCCGCCCAAACCCAGGGGCCCGGAGCUGGAGGGCGGCUGACUGGGGACCUGGCCGCCCUGGCUGAGAGGUUCCAGGCACAGCUGGACUCGUUUGAAGAUCUACAGAAGAGCCGAAAGCUGAAGCCGUUCGAGCAGAUGAAGGGCCUGGCCGGGCUGGUGCAGGGUCUGGACUCGCUGGAGCGGGGUUACCUGAGGGCGCGGGACGAGCACAGGGCCCUGCAGCAGGGGGGCAGGGAGCCGCCCCCCUUCGAUCCUGACCGGGAGGUGGAGGGACAGAUAUUUCGGCUUGGUAUGCGCCUGGAGGAGCUGAGGGAGCGGGUGGAGCAGGCCGUCCAGGACCACCGCGGACCGGUGGCCCCUCCCUCCCCACCCCCGGCCCCCGAUCCACGCUCGGGGCCCACUCCGCACCCUGAGAGCCCGGUGUCCCCGGUGCGCGGAGGGUUUGGGGGGACCGUGGGGGCGGAGGUCAGCUCCGUGAGCGGGGAGAGUGAAGGAGAGGACUUCGGGCAGAUGGAGGAGGGGCUUCCGUCCGGCCUCCCCCCCGCCCUGCUCCGCAAGCACCAUCGUGUGGAGACAGACUUUAGCACCCUAAUGCACCACUACCAGAGUUUCAGGGAGCUUCCUGGACUGCUGGCAGAGGAAACCACAGAAGCUGAUUCCGCUCUGUUGCAGACAGCCUCUCUGGGGCAUGAUGGGAUAGCAGUAGGACUCCAGAGGACUGAUAGUGAGGAGGACAGAAGGACUGUCUUGUCCAUACAGCCUGAAAGAAGCCGUAAGGACACGGUGUUGGCCCCGCCCCCCGAACACGCAGUCGACCACCUGAAGGGGGUCUUUUCACUUCAGGAGCCCCUCCCACAACCCCUCCCGUUGCCGGGGCAACAGGGCGGUGUGGCGAGGCACGGCAGCAGGAAGUCGCACAGCAGCAGCCUGGCCAGCCUGGGAGGAAGCGCAGGCUCUGAGCCCCGGUCCUCCAAGCUGCUGCGCACCAGACGCACCACAGCGCCCUCUCAGGACGGACUCGUGUCUCCUGAGACGGACAGCGGAUUUGUGGGGUCGGAGAGCAGCCAUCUGAUGCCUGCCGCUGGCUGCCACCCCCAGCAGGGGGCGAGAGUGAGCCUCUCAGCCCAUCCGGGAGAAAGAGGAGAGGACCCUCGGCCAAUCUCUGGGCGUCCGGCCUCAGGCUCUGCCCACGGCCCUGCUCCUCGGAGACCCCCCGUGCAGGAGCGCGUGGGCGGCGCCCCCUUCGCUCCCGAGGUUCCGCGGUCGGGACGGGGGUCGGCGGGGGGGCGCAGCAGCCUGCCCCCAGGCAGCGCCUCGCCGUCCGGCUCCCCCCAGCCCUGGGCCAGCAGCCUGUCCUGCGGGUCUGAGCCAGAGAGCGAGCGUGGUGCCCUCAGCCUGUCAGAGGGGGAGGAGGGACGGCCCGUCCGUCACACACGGCUGGCCAAUCGGCAGCCCCGUCCGCGAAGCCCGUCCCCUGCCGUGCCCCGUCACCAUGGCGAUCCCCUCAGAGCCCUUGGCUCUGGCCAGCUGACAAAUCGACAUGAGGCCAUCCAGUCCUUGCAGGCCGAGGUCACCAGGCUGAAAGAGCGACUGGAGGACAGUCUCAGGCACUCAAACUCGCCAAGCCACAUUAGAUCGCCCCCUUCAGCCUCGGAGGAGGCAGGACAGCCUCACGGCAUCGAUACCAACACCAGGUCAGCUCAGUGCUGGCACAGUGGAGGGGGGAAGGAGUCUGAGAGUGGAAAGAAGGAGCGGGAGAAGGAGGCGCAGAAAAGGAGGGGCCCUCCCAGGCCCUCCCCCAGAAAGAGGUCGGCCUCCGUCCCACAGCGGAGGCCUGAGCUGGACGUCACCACUGAUUCUGAGGAUGCCCAGUCUGUCCCCAAAGCACAGUCCUCCAGGCGUAUCCCAGAAUCCUCUGCAGCGCGUGGAGGGCAGAGGAAGGCUCGUCCUGAAGCUGUGAUGCACAGAGGACCCUACACAAGGAAGCUGUACAGACUGACGCCCCCUGUAGGCGGUGAGGAGAAUGACAGCAUAAUCCGGAACAGCCGAAACGGAACCUGUCCGAACUGUCACUAUGGGAAGUUUCCGUCAGGGGGUACCUCAGCCUCGGUCCGAGUCCUCCCCCAUUCCCGCUGUCCUCUGUGCCGAGGGUCAGGCUGGGGCGGAGUCACCGAGCCAGACGGAGUCUCCGCCCUGCGAGGCAGCCAGCCAAUGGACUCGGCUCUCAAGGCUGGAGGCGUGUUCUUUGCAGCGGCUCCGCCUCCUCCGGCGCCAGGCAGCGUGCCUGUGGUUCCGUGUGUGCCGGUCUGCCCGUCGGUGCUGUAUGUCUCCAGCCCUGCGCUGAAGGCACUUCCCUCGUCCCUACAGCCUCUCUACCUCUCUCCGGACGGCGGCGCCGGCUCAGCGGCGGCCAGGAGCACGGGCGGGGGCCGCCGGCACGCUCGCUCCCUCUCGGCCGAUAACCGCGGCCUGAGCCAAUCCCUGAGCCGCGCCAUCGAGGCGGCGCGUGGCGUCAGGGCGGCCUCGCGGACCGUCGCCCGCUCCCUCGCCUCUGGGCUCCACCAGCAGGGGGUGCUCACACAGUCCUACCUCCGCUGACCACCAGAGGGCGCCUGCGAGCACAUGAGUGGACGUGCUGUGCAGUGCAGUGCUGCUCCCGACUCAGGGUCGCCUGUUCUGCCCCUGUCGUCUCCACGGCUACAGUGCUUUCCCCAAAGUGUUGUGGUGAAUCGUAAAAACAUGAGUUUUUCCAUGAGGGUGUGAAAGCAGGAAAAGGUACUGUGAUUUUUUUAUUUAUUUAUAAUUUCAUUUUUGAGAAAUCCUCUUCUUUCCUUUUUAAUUUAAAAGUGAGGCCCUAUAAGGUGACGGGAAGGAGAAUUAAUAUUCAUUCCUGCAAUAUCUCAGGUUUUAACGUAUCUAAGGGAUAGCUUAUCGAGGUUUGCCUGACAGUUAGAAAUGCCAAUGACGUGUUAAUAACUGUGUUAUACACCCUUAAUAAUGCAUUAUGUUCAACAUUAAUAACUGUUUGCAGGCCUGGAGGAUCCCACAGAUGCCAGCUUAGGUUCUGGGAUUUAUUGAUUUAUUGUUUAAAAUGUUUAAAAUGUUUAAAAUCUAGGAUUGGCGUAGCAUGAAUGGCCAUUUUAGGCCGUGUUGUUUCUUACUAUUAAAUUAUUAGUUCCUUCCGUAACCUUUUUGCUUUUUUUUAGUCAAUACUUUGCUGUAUCUUCCUAUUGAGAAAUGUACUGUGAAUUAGUUACUGAAAAAUAGGAAUUAUUUCUAAAUUUAGCUGUGAGUAGCAUUUUUUGUAAUGACGCGAAGCAAUGAGAAAGUAUGAAUAGUCUCUUUUUUUGGAAGAUUGUAUUUUUUUAAUCGCUUUUUCUCAGACCUCUUUAUAUUUUUGUAACAGAACUAAAAAAAAAACAAAAUCAAAUCAGAUCAUGCUUUGUACAAAAUAAACUUUGUAGCAACCCUGUUUUCCUGAAAAUGAUGACAAAUGCUUUCGUUUUUGUGACUUGCCUGGUGGAAAUAUAACUGGCCCUAUUCAGACUCCGGCUAUUUAUGGACCUGUUCUAGCACUGUUACCUAAGUAAGGCGUGUUUUAGG